AUGGCCGAUAUGGCGGGAACCAAGAACCUCAAAUUGGAGGUCACCGACUUUGGGUCCUCGACAUCCUCCAGCAACCCGGACGUACUUCCUUCCCCGGGGCGAGUCGUCGACUUCAAACCACUCGCCCUCCGAGCGCCAACGCACACCGGCAACGACAUCGAAGACCUCUUUGUCGGUCCCCGGGACAUGAGCCAUCACUCCAAAUGGCCGUUCUUCUUGCGUCUGCAUGGGAGUGUGGCGCCCAAGAUGAUCCUUCCGCUGUUAUUCGUCGCAGGCUGGGCGACGCUGUUCACGUGCAUCAAUAAGUUUGUUUACGAACUGGUCUUUGAUUCGGUCCUCCUCACCAUCACCGGUUUCGUGGUCAGUUUGGCGCUGUCGUUCCGGUCGUCGACCGCCUAUGAAAGAUACAGCGAGGGGCGGAAAUACUGGGCACAAUUGGUUGUGACGUCGAGAAAUCUGGCACGAAUCAUCUGGAUCCAUACCAAAGAGCGACAUGGCCAGGACCAAGCACAAGGAAAGGCGGACCUCCUCGGCAAAUUGACGGCGCUGAACUUGAUCAAUGCCUUCGCCGUGGCGUUGAAGCACCGACUCCGGUUCGAGCCGUCAACUGAGUAUCCGGAUCUGCAGCCGCUGAUUGGGAACCUGCAUACCCUCGCCAGCGAGGCCGACCAGAGCAAACUGCAGCCCCGGAAAGUCGGGUCGUGGAAGGCGGCGGGCGAGUACCUGGGCGUGUCGUUCGCUGAGUCGAAUCCGCGCAAGCUGAUCAAGCGGUCACGUGAAAAUUUGGGAAACCUGCCACUCGAGAUCCUCAACUACCUGGGCGCAUACCUGGAUCAGGUCUGCACCAACGGGCAGCUGGCUCUUCCGAUCCACCAAGCCAACGCCAUGAACAGCGUGGUCCAGCUGACCGACAUCCUCGCGGGCACGGAACGGGUGCUGAACACGCCGGUGCCCAUCGCCUACUCCAUCUCCAUCUCGCAGAUCACCUGGGUCUACAUUCUGACCCUGCCGUUCCAGAUCUACCGGACGCUGGGGUGGGUGACGAUCUUUGGCGUAGUGCUGGCGGCGUACAUCAUCCUCGGCCUCGCGGCGAUCGGGUACGAAAUCGAGAACCCCUUCGGCGUGGACGUCAACGACCUGCCUCUGGACGCAUACUGCCGCGAACUGGCGUCCGACAUCGACGUGCUCACGAGCAUGCCCGCCCCGACGCCCGAGAACUUUAUCACCACGGCCCGCAACAAGGUACUCUUCCCGCUGAGCAUGAGCGACUACGACCUGUGGAACGACCGGUCUGUGGCGGAGAUCCGAAGCGCCCUGAGAGCCAAGGCCACGACGGCGGCGACGUCGGUCGACUUUGAGCGCGCAAAGGCCCAGGUCGAGAGCACAAAUGACUCGAUGGACACACGGGCGGAGACGGAGGAGAACAAGCACCGCGACAUAAUGUCAGCAGCCGAAGCAGUAUAA
Fonsecaea multimorphosa CBS 102226 is the source of this 1464-nucleotide messenger RNA. RefSeq lists its product as uncharacterized. The record is from RefSeq and is a predicted model, not a curated record. Gene Ontology annotation, molecular function: chloride channel activity. Lineage: Eukaryota; Fungi; Ascomycota; Eurotiomycetes; Chaetothyriales; Herpotrichiellaceae. The coding region runs from base 1 to 1464 and encodes 487 amino acids. The transcript has a single exon.